GCCUCAGAAUGUGACCUUAGGUGAAGCAAGGUAUUUGCAGAAGUGAUUAGUUAAGAUGAGGUCAUCUUGGAUUAGGGUGGGCCCUAAUCCAAUGGCUGGUGUCCUUCUAAGAAAAGGAAAGGACACUCAAAGAUACACAAGAGAAGAAAGUCCUGUGAAGAUGGAGACAGAGAUUGGAGUGAUCAGCUACAAACCCAGGGGAGUGGCCAAGGCUUACCAGAAUCACACCGCAAGCUGGGAAUCAGCAAGAGGGCAUUCUUGACUGGAGCCUUUCGAGGGAGUGGCCCUGUGACACCUGAUUUCACCCACCUUGCCUCCAGAAAUGUGGGGAAACCUUGAGCAUACUGUCUGCUGUCUUAAUCCACCCAGUCUGUGGUAACUUCUUACAGCAGCACUAGGAAACAAACAAAGGCAUCUGCAAAAAGUCCCUGGCACACAGCUAGAAUGUGCUGGUAUUCUCUUCCUCCCCUUUUCCUACUAAGUGCACCAGCUUCUUCAGGGACACAUUGCAAGGUGCACCUGAGGGCAGAGGAGCAGUGCUUAAAAGCAAAACCAAAACUUCUCAGUAGGCUGGGUUUCAGCCAGUUCCUCAGACUUAGUUUUGGUUUGAAUUACCCUCGUGUUACAAGGAAGCCUGAGCUAGAUGGAGAUGAUGUCUUUUCUUCUCUUCCCUAACGUACCUUACGUGACAGCUUUUUGUGGCCCGUCCUCAUAUGUCCCUCUGCCAGCUGGGAAGAAUCCUGGCUGGGAGCUGAGGCUUGUUGCAGUGGUUUAGGGAGCAACCUACAAUUUUUGUUUUGUUUUGUUUUUGGUUUUGUUUGGUUUCGGCUGUUUAUUCAGUUGACUCCUAUGACAGAGUCUGACGCAGGAGCUACUGUUUGUUGUUUCUUUUCUUUAACGUCUUUGCCUGUGGGGCCAAGUUCUGAUGUGAGUAUCCAGUAGGUUGAGAUUUCCUCCUCACUGAACUGGUGUUGCAGACGAUGAUGAGGCUGCCACGGUCAGAUCGAGUACAGAGCAUGUUCUUCCUGCUGAUGUUGAGCUUGGGAAAGCAGCUUCAUCAGACAGCAGCUUUAUUCACAGUGAUGGUCUCCCAGGAACUGUACACAGCAGACUACGGCAGCAAUGUGACCCUGGAGUGUCGUUUUGACACUGAAGGUCAUGUGGAACUCAAGGACUUAAGGGCCAGUCUGCAGAAGGUGGAAAACAAUACAUCUUUGCACAGCGAAAGAGCCACUUUGCUGGAGGAGCAUCUGUCUCUGGGGAAGGCCUUAUUCCACAUCUCUCGGGUGCAAGUGAGUGACGCAGGACAGUAUCGCUGCCUGAUCAUCUAUAGGGUCGCCGGGGACUACAAGUACCUGACUCUGAAAGUCAAAGCUUCCUACAAGAAAAUAAACACUCAUAUCCUUAAGAUCCCAGGGGUAGAUGAGGUACAGCUCACCUGCCAGGCUGAAGGUUAUCCCCUGGCAGAAGUGUCCUGGCCAAACGUCAGCGUCCCUGCCAACACCAGCCACACCAAGACCUCUGAAGGCCUCUACCGGGUCACCAGUGUUCUGCGACUAAAGCCACACCCCGGCAGAAAUGUGAGCUGUGUGUUCUGGAAUGCUAACGUGAAAGAACUUACUUCAGCCGUCAUAGACCCUCAUGGUGACCUAGAACCCAAGAUCCCUUCAAAUUGGCUGCUUCCUGUUUUCAUCCCUUCCUUCAUCAUUGCUUUGAUUUUCAUAGCUACGAUGACAGCCCUAAGGAAACAGCUCUUCCAAAAGCUUUAUUUUAGAAAGGACACAACCAAAAGAUCAGUCACCACAAUAAGGAGGGAAGUGAACAGAGCUAUUUGAACCUGUGUUUUCGGGAGCUGGGGUGACCGGAUGGGACGUCCUCGAGAAUGUUCUGGACUCUGAACAAGAAUCCUCUGGCCUGCAGAGCUCGUUGUUCGCACUUGUGCAAUGCCUUUGUGGCUCCAGCACUGAAGAGGAGACCGCCAAGAGAGCGGGCAGCGCCUGGCCAUGGUGUGCUCCGAGCACGUCAGGCAGUCUGCCCUCCCCACAUCCAGGCACCCGCCCCUGCAGCCUGUGACCCUAAGCAAGCACUACUGCACUUUAGAAAAUGACCGCCCCGGACCCGGGACCCCAGGGAGUGCUCUGCAGCUCGUUCUUGCUGCCAGACUCAACACAAAGGGAGUUUCCCCCCUAAGUUUCCAAAGUGAUUUCCAGAAGCGGAGAUGAAUGGAAAGUUUCAGUUAUAGGAAAGGACGAAUUGCCAAUAGAGCUAUUUUCUCCACUGUUUCCUCUGGGUAUACUGGAAAAGCCUUUUGAGACCGUUAGAGUUUACACACAGUCAAGCCAUAAUUGACAAGUUAUGUGGCUUACUGGAAUCUUGACAUCUGAGUUGUUUAAUUAACAGAAAGCAUUUAAGUACACAGUGGGCGGCUACAAAUCGUGGAGAAAAGCCGUUGAGUAUUUUGUGAGGUCUGAAUCACAAAGCAUUUUUUUUAACCUGCAAUGGCACCAUGUUGGAUGAUUUUGUUUUAAACUACAUCUUUAAAAAGUUCUGUUUUCUUAACCUCGGAAACCAAUGGCAUACAUUAGAAAAAUUUAGCACGCUAGUAUGCUGUACCUGCAAAGAUUUCAGAUGGGCAUCCAUAAUGGUCAAAGUCCCAAACUAGGGCUCCUUUCCCGGCCCUCUCUGUGACUUUAAACUUAACCUUUCAGUGACUCGGUUCCAUGUCUGUGACACAGUGACGCUCACUAGUCAAGGCCUUUGAUGGUUGGCACUUUAGAAACGCCGUGGAACCCCUUCCGUGCGUGUCAAGGGUAACAGCACGCAGCAACAGCAGGUUAACCAUGUGAAAUUUGGUCUGUGUACUGGGGCCAUGGCGUUCGGGGCACCUGCUGAUCUAUGAACUAUCCAAAUGUGUACAUUAUCUAGAGCCGAGUCUUAGGUUAGCAGCUUAUCUUUCUCAGUUUUGAAUCAUGAGGAUUUGAGCACAUGUUACAUCUUCUCCUUAGACUCUAAGCUCCUGGAGGGCAAGGAGGGAGGAGGGGUUUGUCAGUCCUGCAGCCUGUUGCUUGGAGUAGAUGCCUCAUGCAUGAUUGGCUCUGAGACUCAUCGUAAUAUUGAAGAAAAUGGCGACUCGUGACAUCCUUACUUUUUAUGACAUUAAUAGGAUUGGCUAAAAGUAUGUAAAGGCAAUCCUUGAAACAAAAGAGCCGAAUGAACACUAAGUCUUUAAAAAAAAAAAAGUACCUUUUACAAAGGGAGCAAAAAUAGUAUUCGGGAGAGUUUGAGGAACUGAGAAAUGCCAGACAAGCAAAAACCACCUAUGAUCUCAUCAUCUCAGCACAAGUAUUUUCAUUUUUGCUGUUUGCAUUUGGUCCUUGUCCAGACAUGUAUGCGAUCUCAGCUAGCGUUGUAAUUUUCCAUCCUUUUUUCAAAUUUGUCAUUGUACCACAAGCUUACACCUAUAUUGUUGAUUAGUCCUCCUAAUGAUCACUUUUAAUGGGUGCUUGAGUCACAGAUCACAAUGAGAUGUGAUUAGGCACAAACUCUGUUCAUCACCUGACCACUGUAAGCCUCUCCUUUGACUAGUGGACCACAGGUGACAUUUGGGGUUCCUAAGGACCGGUGUCAUUUCAGAGCAGCGUUCAGGAAUCCCUGAAAAGCCUGGGUAUUUCCAUUUCCCCCAGUGCACAGACACCUUCAGGAAUGACUUGAAGUCCCCUUGGGGAUAGCUUGAAAGAAGAUCUACAGUACCCAUGGCAUUGUCGCGGGGUCCUUUCUAAGAAUUUGGGGAAGAAGCUGUGAUUCUCAGUUGUGAAAACUCAAGCCAGGUUUCUAUUCUAUAGAUCAAGCCAUGCUUUGGUAGGCCGGACAACUACUUAAUUCUUAGGGCCAGCCACUACUAAAGAUUUCCUGUAAGUAAAAAAAUCCGAUUGCUGUUCUGGGAUCUUAUCAUCUCAUUGAAGUCAGGAAGCCCAUAUCCGUGGCAGCAUUUCCUAUCAUCAUCUUUGUCCUACAGAAAACAGCCGUCUGGUGGCACCCAAGGUUGUGGGGCUCCCUCACUAAUGCAUUUCUCAGUGCUUUAGUGAAGGGAAUAUCCCUUGGGCCCUUUCAAGGGGAGGAAAGAUGCACAGGUAACACAUGACAAAUUGCCCCAUUAUUCCAUAGAAAUUCUAUCAACUUGCAUCAUUGUUGUCCACAGGGGUCAGCCAACCAACGGAGUAAACAGACCACUUCCAGCUGCUCAAACUAAUACAUUUGUCUCUGCUUGCUUUUCCUGUAUAACAAAACUUAGGGCUUAUGUUUAUCAUUUAUGUAUUUAUGAUUCUGUAGAUUAGCAACUUAGGCUGGGCUCGGCUGGGGCAACUCAUUUCUGCUUUCCACGGCAUCAGCUGGGCUCCCUUGUGCAUUUGUGGUCAGUUGACAGAUUAUUUGGAAGAUGCUGGUCUUAGGUGACCUCGUUCACAUGACUUGGGAGUUGGUGCUGGCUGUCGGUUGGGCCGUGUGUCUUCAGCAGAUUUGUCUGUGCUCUUUCAACAUGGAAGCGAGUCCAAAAGGAGCAAAGAGAGGGCAGACCCCAGUGUGCAAGUGCUUUUUAGGUUUCCGUCUGUAUCACACUUGCUAACGUCUCAUUGGCCAAAAGCAAGUCAAAUAGCGAAGCCAAAAUCAAUGUGGAAGGAAUUACACGAGGGCCUGAUACACAAAAUGGCAUGAUUCCCUGGGGCUACUGCUGAAACAAUCUAUGGUAGCAUUAAGUCCAAAAACCUAUGGAAAGUGUAUUAUAUCAGGGCUACCUAAGUUUGGCCCCAACCCAAUGUUGUAUUGUGUUCUCCUUGAUCUGAUACCCUUACAAUCCAUCUCUGCCUAUAUUGGGUCUGUUCUAGCAUGAAUUUAACAAAACCUUGUGAUUCUUUUGGAGUAAAGCCUUUUCCUCCAGAGCUAGACUCUGCCCUUCUCUCCCUGAAUAUGCUGGGAUCUGACUCUAGAUAAAAGCCUGAAGGCCAUGGGCAUUGGGAGCAGUGGGGUUUUAAAAGAUUAGGGAUCCCCAUGCAAAGGCAACUGCCUCAGACGUGCUUACUACCGGUUUUCAAGCAAAGGAAGGCUGGUAUUAUCAAAUGGGAAAUGAGAGGCUUCGUCCACUAUCAAGGGAAGAUCAGUGACACUUGGGGGGAGGGGGAGGUCCAGAUUUUCAGCUUCAUCCACGCCCACCCAAAGGUUCCUGUUCCUCAUGUCAGAGUCGAUUCCUUCUAAAUGACCACCUCCACUCUCGCAUAUGAGACGUGGCCCAUCUGUGAAUGUUUCGUUUGGGUCUGCUUUUCUAAACAUGUCUGUCCUAUAACUAUAAGGAAUAAGAGAUAUUUUUAGAGCAGCCUUCGAAGCCCUCUGAUUCCUUAGAGAUGAUUUGAGCUGAAAGCUUGUUGUUUAUUUCCAUCCUGCAAGCACCAUGGUGCAGUCGGAAGCAGCCGGCUCACCUUGCAUUCCUCGGAAUCAUCUUUACCAGCUUUAGGCAGCAGUUAAUGUGUCUCCAAAACCCUGCCUCCUGCUGGCACUCCAACCCAGCGAGAAUAGAGGACAAUUUAAUGAAUCAUAACGCCAUUGCAUGCCAUAGAUUACCCGCUCCCACUUUCCAUUGGCAAAGAGUUCAGCUCUGAGUUCAAAGCAAAUAAAUCUCAGAAUCUUGUUUUUGAGAGCCUGUUCCCUAAGAUGAUUCCCAGUAUCAGGUCCUCUAUCAGCCAGGGUCCAGGCAGGAAAGUGCAGUGGGUUUAAUAUUGGGAAUUGGUAAUAAAGAUACAGGAAGACAGAAAGAGCACAAAGUAGAUACCAAAGAAACCCAAAUCUUGGAACUGCCAACAGCAGCUAACUUUCUGCUUUCCGCCACCACAGAAGUGACAAAUGCAGGAACUGGAAACAGGAAGGAAUUCUUUGCCUCUGAUAUUCCGGUCCCCUAGGGUUUCCCGUCUCUUGGAACUUCACAGGAAGCCAGCUGGCAGGGGAAGCUGGUGAGUGAGGUUUGCUGAAUCCCUGCCCCAACCUGGCAGAACAGAAUAGAGGAAGGUAGGCUUGGAACUGAGAACAGGAGGUAAACAACCAACCAGUUCCUGAAUCAAAACUUGUCUGGAUAAAUGGAGAUACAUUCCCUGAGAGAGGAAAAUACAGAGACGAUGGAUUCCAGUUAGAUUGUAGCACAAGGAACUUUCUUAAACUUUGUGGCAUUUGACCAUGUAACAAGGGCCUAUUAUAUAUUUAUUGAUUAGUUGGACAAGAAAGUAGCAAUUGGGAACUGCUCUGGCCACGAGCAUAGGACAAAAAUCAAUCUAUUUUUAAAUGCAUUUCAUAGAACUUGUAUCAGUUGCAUCACUUGGUUUGAAUUGAAAGAAAACCUGAAGGGGCGCCUGCGUGGCUCAGUCGGUUAAGCGUCUGACUUCGGCUCAGGUCACGAUCUCGCGGUCCGUGAGUUCGAGCCCCGCAUCGGGCUCUGUGCUGACAGCUCGGAGCCUGGAGCCUGCUCCAGAUUCUGUGUCUCCCUCUCUCUGAC
Molecule: messenger RNA, 6532 nt
Organism: Panthera uncia (snow leopard)
Lineage: Eukaryota; Metazoa; Chordata; Mammalia; Carnivora; Felidae
Gene: PDCD1LG2
Product: programmed cell death 1 ligand 2
Exons: 7
Coding region: 981-1835 (284 amino acids)
Biological process (GO): cellular response to lipopolysaccharide; positive regulation of T cell proliferation; immune response
Cellular component (GO): external side of plasma membrane
Source: RefSeq, a predicted model, not a curated record